Molecule: messenger RNA, 364 nt
Organism: Pocillopora meandrina
Lineage: Eukaryota; Metazoa; Cnidaria; Anthozoa; Scleractinia; Pocilloporidae
Source: the annotation of a GenBank genome assembly
GCUUUUGAGAUCCUUUCUAGCCUGCCGUUUUUUAGGGAGAGGGCCUGGGGUUAUCCGAGGUAAAUCUAUUUAACAUAGUUUAUUUCCUUGAUUUGCUAAAUUCAUGUUUACUCUUAGCCAAGUUUCAGUAAUGAAGACGCGUUAUCAAAAUGUGUCGCAAAUUCACUUCGCCUGCUUCUUGCGUUAUACAGGUUGGCCUGGUAAGAUUCUUUGCAAGAUCCAACGAUUCUUUGAAGCUUGGACCAACAAUGCUGCUAUUUUAACGAUUGCGUUGAUCGUUGCUGAUCGAUUCAUCGCUGUAUUUUUCCCUCUACGUGGACCAAUUGUUUCUCAUAAAGCAGUCCAGCUAAUAAUCGCCUCAUAA